GUGACUAUAGAAGCUCAUGCAGAGUUAAAACUCAUAGUCGCUCCCCUGUCAAUAUCGGUCACUCAACGGCGAUGCGAAAAAUCCGAGACUCAGGCAUCCAAUAACAGUCAUCAACCGAUGCGGAUUGACAGUAGGACGCAUGAUCAGUGACUCACCCCUCACUGCCAACUGCUCUCUCUCUCUCUCUCUCUCUCUCUCUCUCUCUCUCUCAUCUCUGCAAGAACACCACCACCAACAACCUAGGAGAUUGACUUGAGUUGAGGAAGGAGGAAAGGAGAUGGAGUCAUCAGGUGGAGGAGGACGGAGGAGGGACUACUGCUACAGGGACGUGCUUCCGUUCACUGCAUUGGUGUCCAUGGAGUGCCUCAAUGUGGGGCUCAACACCCUCUUCAAGGCCGCCACUGAACAUGGCAUGAGUUACCAUGUCUUCGUCGUCUACAUCUACUCCAUCGCCGCCCUCGUCCUCCUCCCUGCCCCCUUCAUCUCCCACAGGUCAACGGCACUGCCGCCGCUCACCUCUAGGAUCCUGGCCAAAAUUGGCCUUCUCGGGCUCAUCGGGGGCUCAUCACAGAUCAUAGGAUACACGGGGAUCAGCUUCAGCUCUCCGACGCUUGCUUCUGCCAUCAGCAACCUUCUGCCUGCUUUCACUUUCGUCCUUGCCAUUCUCUUCAGAAUGGAGAAGCUGUCCUUAAAGACUAAAAGCAGUCAAGCGAAGAUUAUUGGCACAAUAGUGUCAAUGUCAGGCGCGUUUGUGGUCACUCUCUACCAGGGCCCGGCAAUCAUUUUCGGUCCGAAGCCAUCCCUUCUGCUCAAGCAAUCUUUGCUUUCCCAGCAAUCAAAUUGGACCAUCGGAGGGAUUCUCCUUAUCGGUGAAUAUAUCCUAGUUACCCUAUGGUACAUCGUUCAGGCGCAGAUAAUGAAGGAAUAUCCGGCAGAGUUUACUGUAAUCUUCUACUACAACUUGUGUGUGAGCUUCAUUGCUGCCAUUGUCGGCAUAAUUACUGAACCAAGUCUGAAUGCUUGGAAAGUGCGGGGUAUAGGAUUGACCUCUGUUCUUUGCUCGGGACUAUGUAUGUCCUGCUUGAGCAACUGUGUUCACACCUGGGCUCUGAGAGUGAAAGGCCCUUUCUACGUUUCGAUGUUUAAGCCGUUAUCAAUCGCCAUUGCUGUUGCUAUGGGUUUCAUGUUCCUCGGCGACACUCUUCACCUCGGAAGUCUCAUUGGAGCGACGAUAAUAUCCAUCGGCUUCUACACUGUGAUGUGGGGAAAGGUGAAAGAAGAGAUGCUAGACGACUGUGGAGCCAGCAGCAGAGGAUCAGUGCCCGAUCACAAGGUGCCGCUUCUGCAAAACUAUAAACCCAACGAGGUUUAGCUAUCAGUCCGGAGGAGCUAAAUUAUCAAUGCCCAUCGUAGCUGCAUAGUAUUGGGGGCUGAUUUUUGUGGAUACAGAUAUUAAAGAGUUCCAGUCCCAAGGGAGAGUCCUAAUAACCCUGUUGAGGCUCUCACUGGGGACUCGAGCUGGUUGCCAGUGCCCUAUGAAGACCGAACCUGAGCAAUUUGUAAAUACUCAUUGGGCACGAAAUUCUGCUUUUGCUCGGGCUUAACCUUGUAAACAAGUAAUAUGAUUUGCGGUUAAAGCAAAACAGAGAAUUCUGAGCACUGGUGAUGCCUGGAAGGCUGGAACCAUUAGACAAUACUGCUUGGCAAGGAAGAGAUUUCCACAACAGGAUGAGCAUAUAACCAAUGAUGUAAAUUCAAUUUCUAGCUGAUCAAUCUUCGAGGAGAAUGGCAUUACAUGUA
Molecule: messenger RNA, 1800 nt
Organism: Punica granatum (pomegranate)
Lineage: Eukaryota; Viridiplantae; Streptophyta; Magnoliopsida; Myrtales; Lythraceae
Source: RefSeq, a predicted model, not a curated record